UCCCAAAUGCGCUUCGAGUUAUCAAUGCGCGGGAGCACGAAGUUCUCCAGACUGAUGCUGAGCAGUUUCGGAACCAGUGGUUUCACCUCCAGCCUCGGAUUCUCAAGAACAAGACCAUGCUGCACCAUGGCGGAAGAUCGGAAGCUCGGAGGCUUCUUGGAUUUCAUGGAGAAGCUCAGGAAUUACGAGAAAUCUGGUGUGCCGAAAGGUGCCGGAACAGACUCCGAUGAUGGGUUCGAUCUUGGUCGGAUGCGGCGGCUCCUGCAGCGGCUCGGCAAUCCGCACUCCAAUUUCAAGGCUGUUCAUAUUGCCGGCACCAAGGGCAAAGGAUCAACUUCUGCAUUUUUGUCCAAUAUUUUGAGAAUAGAAGGGUAUUCUGUUGGCUGCUAUACUAGCCCACAUCUACUGACAAUUCGUGAACGCAUUUCUGUUGGAAGAAAUGGAGGCCCUGUUUCUGCUGAUGCGUUAAAUACUCUUUUCAGUAAUGUGAAGGUAGUCAUAGAUGAGUCUAUUGACCAGGAAAAUGGAGCUCUAACACAUUUUGAGGUUUUCACUGCCCUGGCCUUUUGCCUAUUCUCUCAAGAGAAGGUUGAUAUUGCCAUUGUUGAAGCAGGACUUGGAGGAGCAAGGGAUGCAACAAAUGUUCUAUGCAGUAAUGGGCUAGCUGCAUCAGUCAUAACUACUAUAGGCGAGGAACAUAUGGCCGCUCUGGGUGGUUCCCUAGAAAGCAUUGCAAUCGCAAAGUCAGGGAUCAUCAAACAUGGAUGUCCAGUUGUGAUUGGUGGUCCCUUCGUGCCACACAUUGAACACAUAAUUCGUGAUAAGGCAUUGCCAAUGAGUUCUCCAGUCAUAUCGGCAUGUGAUCCUGGAAUCCAGCAUGUUGUGAAUUGCCUUGGAAGAAAAGAUGAAAAACCUUUCCAAAUUUGUGACCUGCUUAUUGAUGUUCAGAAAGAUAUGAGAUUGUUUAUUCAUCUGCCUAGUUUGAAACUUGGUAUGCUUGGAGAUCAUCAGCUUCAGAAUGCUGUUACAGCUACUUGUACAGCACUCUGUCUUCGUAAUCAAGACUUGGCUGUUCGAGCUGGUUUAGAGUCUACACAGUUGCCUGGAAGGAGCCAAUUUCUGACUACCAAAGAAGCUGAGGCUCUCCAGUUAUCUAAAACGUCAGUUCUAAUUGAUGGAGCCCAUACUGAAGCAUCUGCUAGAGGCUUGGCAGACAUAAUUAGAACAGUGCAUCCAUAUGGACCACUUGUUCUUGUGGUGGCAAUGGCAAGCGACAAAGAUCAUGCAGCUUUUGCAACCCAACUUCUUUCAGGUCGACAGCCAGACGUCGUCUUGUUGACAGAGGUCAAUAUUGCCGGAGGCAGAUCCCGCAUGACUCCAGCUACAGACUUAAAAGCUUCUUGGACAAGUGCCGCAACUUACCACAGAGCAGGAUCCCAAUCUGGGCUCAUUGUGGUUACUGGCUCCCUGCACAUAGUUUCAUCAAUUUUGGCUGCCCUGAACGUUAUUAGUUUGAGAUUCCAUUCUCUACUUCAGAGAACAUGCUUCCCAGUAAUUAGGUUUAAACUUGGAUUUGAAUGUCAAUUUUAUAGUAAACAUGAUGAAGCUGUUCUGGCAAAGCAGAACUUUGAGUUACUGAAACUGAAAGAAAGUAUACAUGAUGAGCUAUAUUUUCUUUUUCACAGUUACUGUUCCACCAUUUGA
Dioscorea cayenensis subsp. rotundata (Guinea yam) is the source of this 1704-nucleotide messenger RNA. RefSeq names its product dihydrofolate synthetase. The transcript has 13 exons. Bases 7 to 1704 code for a protein of 565 amino acids. The record is from RefSeq and is a predicted model, not a curated record. Gene Ontology annotation, molecular function: tetrahydrofolylpolyglutamate synthase activity; ATP binding. Gene Ontology annotation, cellular component: cytoplasm; cytosol; mitochondrion. Gene Ontology annotation, biological process: tetrahydrofolylpolyglutamate biosynthetic process. Lineage: Eukaryota; Viridiplantae; Streptophyta; Magnoliopsida; Dioscoreales; Dioscoreaceae.